Molecule: messenger RNA, 4059 nt
Organism: Diatraea saccharalis (sugarcane borer)
Lineage: Eukaryota; Metazoa; Arthropoda; Insecta; Lepidoptera; Crambidae
Source: the annotation of a GenBank genome assembly
AUGUUGAAGGAAUCAAUACUAAUCGGUGAAGAAGUAAAUGAAAAAUCUACACGAGAUGAACCACAUAAGUCAGAAACCAAUUUUAUUGAUAUGAUAAAAAGAGUAUUGGUCGAAUACUCACCUACUGUAUCCACCGAUAGUGAAGAACUCGACUUGGAUUGCGUGUGCCAUAAGUGCCCCGCGACUAUGACCAGCACACCAGAACUGGUAGAACAUUUCAUCAAAAUUCACUCAUCUGAUAUCACGAACUAUGAAACUUUGCAGCAAUUUAUAAAAGAACAUAUCACAUUCGAAGAAGCGCUCAACAUGGAGGAUUCAGAUUCAGAUGAUGGAUCAGAAGCCAACGUCGUUUCACGUCCACAACAAAAAACAAUUGACGCUUUACGAAAUUUCUUCUGUCCAUUUUGCAAGAACAUAUUCUCUUCGUCGACCCGACUCAUUUGCCAUCUCAAUCGACAUAUCGAAGUAUCAAUAGACGAAGGCGUACAGUGCUGCGAGAAAACUUACAGCAACAAAAAAACGUUCGUGCAGCACUUGCAAGAACAACACGUGAAUCGGGUUCUAGACGAGAGCAAAGACAUCUGUCGAAGUUGCGGUUUCGAGGCGGAAGACGCGUGCGAGCUUCAAACGCACGUGAAUACAGUGCACGACUACAGAAAGAGCGGCAAGAGAAAAAACAUCGAGGGGAGCGCCAAAAACCAACGAUACAUUCCCGCCGUCUGCCCGGAAUGCAACAAAACUUUUUCGAACAAAUACAACAUGUUCGUGCACAUGAAAAGUCACAACGGAGGCGGGGGAGAGAAGUAUCCUUGCGAUAGAUGCGAUAAAUCUUACAGCAACCCGGGAAACUUGAAGUACCACAAGAGAGUCACGCACGAGGGGAUAAUGAAUUUCCCUUGCACGUUUUGCGGCGAAGCGUUCCCCGGCCGCCUCGCUCGCGAUACACAUAUGCGAAUACAUUCGGGCGACACGCCCUACUCGUGCCGAGAGUGCCACAAAUCGUUCCGGGCCAAGAACAGCCUCGACCGACACCUCGACGCCCAUCUCGAUAUAAGAAAAUACCGCUGCUCCGUCUGCCCGAACAGAUUCAGGAAGAGAAGUCACCUGAACUACCACCUAGGCACGCACGAGUCGAAGAAGUGAAGUAACGAAGAUUAUUUGUUGCAGAUGGGAAUCCCGCCCGGUCAAACUCGAAAAGAUAGACCUAGAUCGAACCGUUCGCGAACUCGUCGACCGCGGGGACGACGAGGUGGACCGCGACGGCGGCCGCCGGACCGGCGAGUCCGCCGACGAGGACGACGAGCCGCUGGCAAACCUAGCGAGCAGAAAGGCGGCCGACCUCUAUGCGAACUUCUACCGAGCUCUCGUCGACUUCAAAGACCAUCUCCGGCGGGAGCACGCCCCCGGCCCGCCCGAUUCCGAAUCGGACGACUCCGAGGCGACCGACGGAAACUUCGCCGAACCGGCCGACCCCGACGUCGACGGCUACGACGACCUGUCGCCGUGCAACAUGAGGAAGGACAGGAUGGACGAGGAGACGCGCCUCGAGCUCGGCCGCGUGCAGACGAAGAUAAACGGCAGAGCGUUCUACGCGUGCCCCGUCUGCGGGAAAAACUUGAGCUCGGCGCACACGUACGUGUUCCACAAGCGGAUCCACACCGGCGAGCGGCCGUGCGUGUGCCACGUGUGCGGGAAACAGUUCCGCGCGCCCAACGGGCUGCGGCGGCAUCUCACCGAGACCCACGAGCGGGCGCGCCGCCACGCCUGCCGCCUCUGCCUCAAGAGCUUCGCCAACUCGCAGAACCUCAAGCAGCAUCUGCGCAUCCACACCGGCGAGAGGCCCUACGUGUGCGCCGACUGCGGGAAACGGUUCGCGCAGAGCGGCUCGCUGCACGUGCACGCCAAGACCCACAGCGGGCAGAUGCCGCACGAGUGCGCCGAGUGCGGGGCCAAGUUCCGGCUGCGGGCCGGCCUCCAGCGGCACCGGCUGCGCCACUCCGGCGAGAGGGCCCACGCCUGCGAGCUGUGCGGCCGCGCCUUCCGCCUGCGGCACGAGCUCACCGCCCACGUGCGCAGCCACGACGUCGCGCGGCCGCACGUCUGCCGCGCCUGCGGGGCCGCCUUCCGGCAGCGGCGGGCGCUCCGCCACCACGCGCGCCGCGUCCACGGCCUCGACGCCCCGCCCGGCGAGACGCCGCCGCCCGCCCCUCCGCCGCCGCCGCCGACUUACGCUCGGGUCGCGAACUACUAGAUUCCUCGCUCUCAACACCGAACGGAACCCGCCCGUCCGGGCGGAACCGCCGACGCGGCGGAGGGCGCGACGGCCGGGGAGCCGAGCGCGAGGCGGGCCUCAGCCCCGGCCGAAAGCCCGAAGCCGACGGCGCCCGAGGGCGAGGGGCCCGCCCCGGCGAGUUCGCGGCGGCGGCGCGCGCGGGCCGCCUGCUGCCCGACGUGCGGGCUCGGGUUCGUCGACGGCGGGAACCUGGCGCGGCACGUGCGCGCGGUCCACGCCCGCCAGCGCCCCUACUCGUGCGCGCUCUGCCCGAAAGCUUUCUCCCGCCGGAGCCACCUCGAGGACCACGCGAGGUCGCACUCGGACCGGCGCGACUUCGUGUGCGACGCGUGCGGGAAGGCGUCCAAGUCCCCGGCGGCGCUGCGCAUGCACCGGCGCGUGCACUCGGCGGGCCGCCUGCCGUGCCCGCGCUGCGCCGCCGUGUUCCGCCGCGCGGGGGAGCUGCGCGCGCACCUGUCCGUGCACACCGGCGAGCGCGCGCACGCGUGCCGCUGCGGCCGCGCCUUCCGCCUGCGGAGCCAGCUCACCGCGCACGCGCGCCGCCACCGGGGGCCCGCCGCGGACUAGCGCCGCCACCGGGGGCCCGCCGCGGACUAGCGCCGCCACCGGGGGCCCGCCGCGGACUAGCGACGCGCAGGUCCGAGGAGGGCCCCGCGCCCUGCGCGUACUGCCCCGCCCGGCUGCCGGCCCCCGCGUACAGGGAGCACCUGGCGGCCCACCACUCGGCCAGCCUGUUCCACUGCGACGAGUGCGACGCGUACGUCGACCGGAAGGAGUUCAUCCUGCACAUGUCGCGGCACGCGGUCGAGUACGCGCGGCGCGAGAGGAGGGAGCCCGCGCGGCGGCCGAGGCGGGCCGGCCGGAGGAGGGCCGCCGGGAAGGACGAGAACGAGAACGACGAGCGACGGAAGCGAACCCGACGGCCCCCCGGCGGGGGCGGGGCCGACGCCCGAGCGGAGGACGGCUCUCCGGGGGCGCCCGAGGUCCCCGCGCCGGGGGACGCGCCGCCGAACGAGUUCUCCGACCACAGCGACUCGGCGGACGGGUUCGGGCCGCUGCCCGAAUCCGUGUUCGAGGCGAUCGAGGACUCGCAGGAGAGCCGGCCCCGGACCCCGGGCUCGCCGACCCCCGGCGGAGCGAGUCCGCGCGCCCUCGAGCCUCCGCCUCCGCCCCCGCCGCCGCCGCCGCCGCCGCCACCGCCACCGCCGUCGACCGAGACCGCACCGGGUAGGAAGACGCGGACGUGCCAGAUAUGCGGGAAGGGGUACGCGGCCGCCUCGAGCUACUUCUACCACAUGAAGCACUUCCACGGGCGCAGCCGCGAGCACGAGUGCGGCACGUGCGGCAAGCGGUUCGGCACGCGCGCGGCGCUGGGCGCGCACGAGCCCGUGCACAGCGGCGCGUGCGCGUUCGGCUGCGACGCGUGCGGGAAGCGGUUCCGGUCCGCGGCGGGGCUGUACAUCCACGCGCAGACGCACGGCGGCGACGCGCGCAAGCGGUGGCGGUGCGCGCAGGCGCAGUGCGGGCGCGCGUUCCGCUGGCGCGCGCAGCUGGCGCGGCACGCGGCCCGGCACGCGCGGGCCCGCCCGCACGCGUGCGCCGUGUGCGGGCGCGGGUUCAGCGUGCGCGCGGACCUGCUGCGGCACGCGCGCACGCACGAGCGCGGCCACCACGCGUGCGCGCACUGCGGCCGGAGCUUCGCGCAGCCGCGCUACCUGAAGGUGCACCUGCACAGGAAACACCCGCCCGCCCCCGCCGGAGUGUAG